AUGCCCGGCAUCACCGACCUCGCCAUCGAGACCUGUCUCCAGAUCUUCGAGUACCUGCUGCAAUUCAAGCAUCCACUCAAAAGAGUGCGUAAGAACAAGAACUCUUACAAAACAAGACCCUUCCAUGAGCUCGCGGGCCAGGACGGGUCAAAGCUCCAUCGGAAGACCAACGCCACUGCUCUCCUGUUCGUCAGCAAGCAGAUCUCUACUGAAGCGCUCGCCACUUUUUACAAGCAGAACGUCAUUGUCCUCAGCCAUGCGGACUUUUGCGGUAACGGCCAAGGAGGGCUUAUGUGCGACACGUCUCUCGUCUGCCGCGCCGUUGUGCAUGAUCCUCUGGCCGGCCUCAAGAAAUUUCCUUGCUUGCCUCGCCGCGAUAUCGACCUUGGCGAGCUCGUGCAUCAACUCAAUAGUGACGAGUUCCCGAAAUUCCGCAGUGUUACAAUCAACACGUCUCGUACCGAAUCGAUUGACGAGUUGCGUGGCCAGCUAUGUGGGUCAGAGGAUUUAGAUGACGAAGACGAGUCUGGAUCUGACGACGAGGUCGUUUUCGUAGCAAGGCCGCCACUGUCCGCAGGCGAAGAUGCGUGGGCUGAGUACGCGAUCCAGAGACGCGAACAGGCUCGUGCGGAGGAUGCUCGCAACGUCCAGCGUGAUCUGGAAGAGUACCUCCGCUCCUUCGACCCAGCGGAACCGGAUCUCCAAUUCACAGGAGUCGGCUGCUGCAACAUCGUCGGCGACAAGAUCAAACCCUCCAUCACUCUCCGCUUCCCCGCCAUUAUCAAAACAUGGUCCUACUACCAAUUCCUCCCCUGGGACGACCACGACCUCUGUCCCAAUUGCGAACCAGAGCGGCCUGAUGAAAUCGGAGACGUACCCGAUCGCAUCUGGGUCAAUAUCCAGAUCUUGUUCAUGACGCGGGCUUCGUGGCUCGAGCAUGCUAGUGGUUGCAGCCAUGCUGCUAGUGUGGGAAUGGAGGUAAGGUUCGGGCGGUGGAUGAUGAAUGUUAGGGAGUUUGGGCCGGGGGAAGGGGAGGCGGUGUUGUGGAAAAGGAUCACACGGACCGUGUUGGAGCAUGUGUAG
Messenger RNA from Recurvomyces mirabilis, 1083 nucleotides. RefSeq lists its product as uncharacterized. NCBI's taxonomy places the organism in Eukaryota, Fungi, Ascomycota, Dothideomycetes, Mycosphaerellales, Teratosphaeriaceae. The coding region runs from base 1 to 1083 and encodes 360 amino acids. The record is from RefSeq and is a predicted model, not a curated record. The transcript has a single exon.